Messenger RNA from Colletotrichum navitas, 756 nucleotides. RefSeq names its product ribulose-phosphate 3 epimerase. The transcript is spliced from 4 exons. Gene Ontology annotation, cellular component: cytosol. NCBI's taxonomy places the organism in Eukaryota, Fungi, Ascomycota, Sordariomycetes, Glomerellales, Glomerellaceae. Gene Ontology annotation, biological process: pentose-phosphate shunt; carbohydrate metabolic process; pentose-phosphate shunt, non-oxidative branch. The record is from RefSeq and is a predicted model, not a curated record. The coding region runs from base 1 to 756 and encodes 251 amino acids. Gene Ontology annotation, molecular function: metal ion binding; D-ribulose-phosphate 3-epimerase activity.
AUGGCACCCAAGGCAAUUGUAGCACCCUCGAUUCUCGCGGCCGACUUUGGCAACUUUGGCCAUGAAUGCUCCAAAACCAUUGAGCAAGGAGCUGAUUGGCUUCACGUCGACAUUAUGGACGGCCACUUUGUUCCCAACAUUUCAUGGGGGCCUGGCGUUGUCGCUAAGAUUAGAGGCCAUGUUGAUAAGCCCAUCGAGGCAUGGGGCAAGGGCACUUUCGAUUGCCACAUGAUGGUUUCCGAGCCCAAGAAAUGGGUAAAAGGCAUGAAGGACGCCGGGGCAAACCUGUAUUGCUUUCACUACGAGGCCGCCUUCUCCUCCGACUCCGAUAACCCAGAGGUCCAAUCCAACGGAAAGACGAACCCCCGCGCGCUUACUCGCUUUAUUCACGAACAAGGUAUGCUGGCUGGUGUUGCCAUUAAGCCUGCAACGUCCGUCGACGUGGUGUGGGAGCUCCUUGAGAGCGAAGAUCCUCUCGAGAGGCCAGACAUGGUUCUUAUCAUGACGGUCGAACCCGGAUUCGGCGGUCAGAAGUUCAUGGCCUCGCAGCUGCCCAAGGUCCAGGCCCUGCGCGAAAAGUACCCUGAGCUCAACAUUGAGGUCGACGGCGGACUGACGGGGUCCACCGUCCACCAGGCCGCUGAUGCGGGUGCCAACGUGAUCGUCGCGGGUAGCGCUGUUUUUGGCGCACAGGACCCCGCAGCAGUCAUCUCGAUUCUGAGGGAAGCCGUCGAUAAGAAGAACGGCAAGCUCUGA